GUAAAUUCCUCACCUUUUCUCCCGAUAUUCUUAGAAAAACUUUUCGUUUCCCGCAUCACCUUUAUUUUUUCUCUCGAUUGUUUACACUUGUUGGUUUUAAGCUAUCCGUUUCUUUCACACUAUCCUAUUUCAGUUUCUUACUUUCCAAGAAAGAAGAGUCCGAUCGCAGUUUUGCUUUCUCAGGAAACAAAAACAAAAAACUUUCUUAGGAAACAGAGAAAAUAAAACCGAAAUGGCGGGGAACGAAUGGAUAAAUGGGUAUUUGGAGGCGAUUCUUGACAGCCAAGCUCAGGGGAUUGAAGAACAGCAGCAGAAACCUCAGGCGGCCGUGAAUCUUAGAGACGGAGAAGGACAGUAUUUCAACCCGACUAAAUAUUUCGUGGAGGAAGUCGUGACCGGAGUCGAUGAAACCGAUCUUCACCGGACUUGGCUCAAAGUAGUCGCCACUCGCAAUUCCCGUGAACGCAACUCUCGCUUAGAGAACAUGUGCUGGAGAAUCUGGCACCUCACCCGCAAGAAGAAGCAGUUAGAAUGGGAGGAUUCGCAGCGAAUAGCGAACAGGAGAAUGGAACGGGAACAAGGAAGAAGAGACGCGACAGAGGAUUUGUCUGAGGAUUUAUCAGAAGGAGAGAAAGGAGACGGCGUUGGAGAGAUUGUUCAACCGGAGACACCUAGACGACAGCUGCAACGCAAUUCAUCCAAUGUCGAAAUCUGGUCUGAUGAUAAAAAGGAGAAUCGUCUUUACGUUGUCCUCAUCAGUUUGCACGGGUUGGUUCGUGGGGAAAACAUGGAGCUUGGUAGCGAUUCCGAUACCGGAGGACAGGUGAAAUAUGUUGUGGAGCUAGCUCGAGCUUUAGCGAGAAUGCCCGGAGUGUACCGAGUAGAUCUGUUUACUCGCCAGAUAUGCUCAUCAGAAGUUGAUUGGAGCUACGCAGAGCCGACGGAGAUGCUAACCGCUGCGUCCGCUGAAGAUUGCGAUGGAGAUGAGACCGGAGAAAGCAGUGGAGCUUAUAUCAUUAGGAUACCCUUUGGUCCGCGGGAUAAGUACUUAAGAAAAGAGAUUCUCUGGCCUUACAUCCAAGAGUUUGUUGAUGGAGCCUUAGCUCACAUUCUAAACAUGUCUAAAGUUUUGGGAGAACAGAUUGGGAACGGGAAGCCCGUGUGGCCAUAUGUGAUCCACGGGCAUUACGCGGAUGCAGGGGAUAGCGCCGCUCUGCUUUCUGGUGCCUUGAACGUUCCUAUGGUCUUGACGGGUCAUUCUCUUGGAAGAAACAAGCUUGAGCAGCUCUUGAAACAGGGGAGGCAAUCAAAGGAGGAUAUAAAUUCCACGUAUAAGAUCAAGAGGAGGAUUGAAGCCGAAGAGCUUUCUCUGGAUGCUGCAGAGCUUGUUAUAACCAGCACCAGGCAGGAGAUUGAUGAGCAGUGGGGGCUUUAUGAUGGGUUCGAUGUUAAGCUAGAGAAAGUCUUGAGAGCUCGUGCUAGACGCGGUGUUAAUUGUCACGGAAGGUACAUGCCAAGAAUGGCGGUUAUUCCUCCGGGAAUGGAUUUCACAAACGUUGUGGUUCAAGAAGAUACACCUGAGGGCGAUGGAGAAUUAGCUGCCUUAGUAGGAGGAACCGAGGGAUCUUCUCCUAAAGCGGUUCCAACUAUAUGGUCUGAAGUUAUGAGAUUUUUCGCAAAUCCUCACAAACCGAUGAUCUUGGCAUUAUCUAGACCAGACCCAAAGAAGAAUCUAACCACUCUUUUGAAAGCCUUUGGAGAAUGUCGUCAUCUACGGGAGCUAGCUAAUCUCACUUUGAUUAUGGGAAAUAGAGAUGAUAUAGAUGAGAUGUCAUCUGGAAACGCAAGCGUUCUUACAACUGUCUUGAAACUCAUUGAUAAGUACGAUCUUUACGGGUCUGUUGCGUAUCCUAAGCAUCAUAAGCAGUCUGAUGUUCCUGACAUAUACCGACUUGCUGCAAAUACAAAGGGUGUUUUCAUAAACCCAGCUUUGGUUGAGCCUUUUGGCCUUACACUCAUUGAGGCUGCGGCUCACGGACUUCCGAUGGUUGCAACAAAGAAUGGAGGACCGGUCGAUAUACAUAGCGCAUUACACAACGGUUUGCUUGUGGAUCCACAUGAUCAAGAAGCGAUAGCCAACGCGUUGUUGAAGCUGGUAUCGGAGAAGAAUCUGUGGACAGAGUGCAGGAUUAACGGUUGGAAGAAUAUUCACCUGUUUUCAUGGCCAGAGCAUUGCCGGACUUACCUAACACGUGUAGCUGCAUGCCGUAUGAGACAUCCGCAGUGGCAGACGGAUGCAGACGAGAUGGCGGCUCAAGACGAUGAUUUUUCACUCAACGACUCACUUAAAGACGUCCAAGACAUGUCUCUGCGACUAUCCAUGGAUGGAGACAAACCGUCGUGGAACGGGUCUCUUGACCCAAAUGCUGCUGAUCCAGUUAAGCAAAUCAUGAGCCGGAUGAGGAAACCAGAGAUUAAGACUAAACCGGAAUUACAGGGGAAGAAGCAAGUUGAUAGCUUGGGGAGCAAGUACCCAGUGUUGAGGCGACGGGAACGGCUGAUAGUUUUAGCGGUUGAUUGCUACGACGGCGAAGGAGCGCCAGAUGAGAAAUCAAUGGUUCCGAUGAUUCAGAAUAUCAUCAAAGCCGUGCGAUCAGAUCCUCAGUUGGCUAAGAACUGUGGAUUCGCAAUAUCCACUUCAAUGCCGCUUGAUGAGUUGACUCGCUUCUUGAAGUCUACCAAGAUUCAGGUGAGCGAGUUCGAUACGUUGAUAUGCAGCAGCGGGAGCGAAGUGUACUACCCAGGAGUGGAAGACGGGAAGCUUCUUCCGGAUUCUGACUAUGCCUCGCAUAUCGAUUACCGGUGGGGCAAUGAAGGGCUUAAGAACACUGUGUGGAAACUGAUGUACACAACCGCCGUUGGUGGAGAAGCUAGGAACAAGGGCUCUCCGAGUCUUAUCCAGGAGGAUCAGCCAUCGAGCAAUGCGCAUUGCGUUGCGUAUUCGAUCAAAGAUCGUUCCAAGGUGAUGAAAAUUGAUGACUUGCGUCAGAAGUUACGUCUAAGAGGUCUUCGUUGCCAUCCGAUGUACUGUCGGAACUCAACAAGAUUGCAGAUUGUUCCUCUUCUUGCUUCUCGAUCUCAAGCUCUUAGAUACUUGUUCGUGAGGUGGAGGCUGAACGUGGCGAACAUGUAUGUGGUGGUCGGAGAACGUGGCGAUACGGACUAUGAGGAACUGAUCUCCGGCACACACAAGACGGUGAUCGUCAAAGGGCUCGUCACCUUGGGCUCUGAUGCUCUUCUCCGCUCAACGGACCUUCGAGACGACAUCGUUCCAUCAGAGAGCCCUUUUAUUGGUUUUCUCAAGGUUGACUCCCCGGUUAACGAAAUAACCGACAUUUUGAAGCAGCUGUCCAAAGGCACCGCUUGAUUCAACUUGCAUCAGUCGCCGGUUCGACCUUGUAGAUUGAUAUUGAUACACUUUUGUUAAAUUUUGGUAUUUUGGUCGGUCAGAUAAUAGGAUUUAAUCGGAUUUUUUAAAAUAAAAGUUACAAACAAUGAAGUAAAAGGAAUUACAUAAAAGGAAUCACCAGUUAUCGAGUCAUUGUUAUAAAAAAUGUAUUCGUUUUAAAAGAAAUGAAAAACCAAA
Thlaspi arvense is the source of this 3646-nucleotide messenger RNA. Lineage: Eukaryota; Viridiplantae; Streptophyta; Magnoliopsida; Brassicales; Brassicaceae. The record is from the annotation of a GenBank genome assembly.